AGGCGCAACAGCUGUUGGCGGGCACGUUAUUGCCGCCGUCGACAAAAUACGAAUGUUUUUAUUGAAAUCCGUGCGUCGGCCUCUUUAUAGUUCGCUGCGCACUCUAAAGAUGAGUAGCUCGGUGGAAGCCACCUUGGCAUCCGCCACGGAUCCCUUAACAGGACCCCGCUACGAGCGAGAACCGAAUGUCUUGAGGAAGAAGCUGGCAUCAGUGGUGCCCGGAUCCGUGAAUCUCCAAAUCCUUGGUGCCGGCGCCAAUGGAGCACCUGCUGCCGUCUACCUGUUUACCGAUCAGGCGCGUUACCUGUUCAACUGCGGCGAGGGAACCCAGCGACUGGCCCACGAGCACAAGACGCGGCUGUCGCGUCUCGAGCAGAUCUUUGUGACGCGUAACACGUGGGCAACAGUUGGCGGACUGCCAGGCCUGGCGUUAACCAUCCAGGAUGCCGGAGUACGCAACGUGGGACUCCAUGGACCGCCACAUCUUGCCCCCAUGCUGCAGUCCAUGCGACGCUUUGUGGUUCUGAAAAACCUUCAAAUGCAGACGAUUGACUGCUCCGAGGGAAGCUGCUUCGAGGACUCUAUCCUCAAGGUGGACUCCCUGCCGCUGAUCAGCUCCGAGGAUCCGGAGAAGAGUGUAAUAAACUACAUCUGUCAGCUGAAACCGCGUGCCGGCGCUCUGAACCUGGUCAAGUGCGUGGAACAGGGUGUGCCUCCAGGCCCACUUCUGGGGCAACUCAAGAACGGCCAGGACAUCACCCUGCCCGAUGGCAAAGUGGUCCGCUCUGUGGAUGUAACCGAGCCCAGUGAGUCGGCGCUCUCUUUUGUUUUCCUGGAUGUUCCGAGUGAAGAGUAUCUGCCAGGACUUCUAGCCCAAGCUAAACGCCUAAAGGAACUGGACGAAGAGCAGCUGACAAAGGUACGCCUGGUGGUGCACUUUACGCCUCAUCCUAUUGCCUCCCGGCAGGACUACAAGCACUUUCUGGAGGAGAACUUUCCUCCGGGCAUACAGCACAUCCAUUUGAGUUCCCCGCAGAACCAGUUUUCUGGCUAUGCUGCUGCCCACCGCAUCCAGCAUCAGUUGCAUCAACUUGCCCCUCAUGUCUUUCCCCUAUUGGGUGAGUCGAUGCCCUGCCAAAGCCAGAAACUGAGUCAGAACCUCAAGAAAACCAAGCUGGACGAGACAGAUGAAAGUGAUAAAUCGGAAAAGGAAAUUGAGGAUGAGUCGGAACAGGGCGUAGUCUCUAUGACCAGCUUUCACCUGAGGCCUAGAAAAGGUUUGGAUCGCACCCUUGAGUCCAAGCUAACGCCCGAGGAGUAUGUGAAGGAGACGCAUGCUGUGCCCGGCUUUACAGAACUCCUAGCUAAAUUCAAAGAAGAUUACAGCUUUCCUGCCCACUCUGCCGAGAGCUGGCCCAAGAUAAUCUUCCUGGGCACGGGAUCCUGUAUUCCCAACAAGACCCGUAACGUCAGCUCAAUUCUGAUCCAAACUGCUGCCGAGUCCUUUGCUUUGUUGGAUUGCGGCGAAGGUACCUAUGGCCAAAUUGUGCGGCUUUAUGGUGCCGCCAAAGCGGAACAGAUUCUCCGGCAGCUUCAGGUGAUAUAUGUGUCCCAUCUGCAUGCGGAUCACCAUAUUGGACUGAUUGGAUUGCUCAGGGAACGAAGGCAGCUGGAACCGAAGACCGAGCCACUUAUUUUGCUGGCUCCUCGUCAAAUUGAACCCUGGUUGGAGUUCUACAACCGCCAGAUAGAGCCCAUAGAAGAUGCCUAUACUCUCGUAGCCAAUGGUGAACUCCUGGCCAGCCCGCUGACCGGUGAGAAAGUGGAACCCCUGGGCAUCACCUCCAUUGCCACCUGCCUAGUGCGGCACUGUCCAAACUCGUUUGGAAUAAGUCUCACCCUGGCAGCGAAAUACGAAAAUGAACCCAUUAAAAUCACAUACAGCGGCGACACUAUGCCCUGCCUGGAUCUAGUCGAACUGGGACGCAAUUCCACAGUGCUCAUCCACGAGGCCACCAUGGAGGACGAUCUGGAGGAGGAGGCGCGCUUCAAAACGCACAGCACCGUGUCGCAGGCCAUUCAGCAAGGUCGCACUAUGGGUGCCCGCCACACGAUCCUUACGCAUUUCUCGCAGCGCUACGCCAAGUGCCCGCGGCUGCCCAGUGCCGAGGAUAUGCAGCAGGUGGCCAUUGCCUUUGAUAAUAUGCAGGUGACCGUGGAGGAUUUGCAGCAUUACCACACGCUCUAUCCCGCACUGCUGGCCAUGUACGCAGAGUAUACGGAGGAGCUGGAGCAGCGAGCGGUGAAAAGGGAGCUCAAGCAGGAAAGGAAACGGAAGCUGGCACAAACGUGAUGGUCGGUCUUUGGAGGAGCAGGAUAAUUUAUACAAGGAGCAAGCUAUUGUUAAACUAAUAUUACGGGGAAUGUUAAGUUUAAUGUUAUUACAUUCGAUUCUGAAAUGUAUUGGGAAAACUUGGCCAGAAUAUAUAUAUUUUAAAUAUGAGGGGAAUUAUACCUUAAUUUGUUAAUUAAUUUAUGCUUUGGUUAAAAGUUUGUAUCUUAAAAUGAUUUAAAAAAUAAUACAAAUCCCGAAAUACUUUAUAAAAAUCCUUAAUUUUUUUUAAAUAAA
Drosophila kikkawai is the source of this 2629-nucleotide messenger RNA. It is a transcript of the gene RNaseZ, whose product is annotated as ribonuclease Z. Gene Ontology annotation, cellular component: mitochondrion. Gene Ontology annotation, biological process: mitochondrial tRNA 3'-end processing. Lineage: Eukaryota; Metazoa; Arthropoda; Insecta; Diptera; Drosophilidae. Gene Ontology annotation, molecular function: 3'-tRNA processing endoribonuclease activity. The record is from RefSeq and is a predicted model, not a curated record.